CGACAUCCGCACUUUCCCUCUACCUUGCUAUCCAUACUCGACCUGCAAGCCCUUCCCCUACGGUUGCUCCUGCUACAAUUGAGGUCGAAUAUCCCCAGCAUGGCUGCUUCGGUCCUAGGCAAGCGCCAACGCGCUCCUAUCGAGGCGGAAGUUCCAGCAUUGCCCGUGCGUAGGGCCAGCAGGCGCCGCACGCAACCGCCUCGCAUCCUUCUCGAAGAAAACGAACCAGCAGUACCACAAACGCGCCAACUUCGAUCAAGGACAAGAAAUGGUGGUGCUAUUCAAGAGGAGAACGAACCCGAGCCUAAGGAUCUCGCCAUCGAAAAUGAGAAGCCAAAGCAUGCCAUUCAAGUUAGCAAGGCGAUCUCACCUGUCAAACACAGGUACACGUCGGAAUCGGUCAAUGAUGAAAACUCGACGCCGGUUGAGUUCAAAACCCCUUCCAAGUCAAGAUUCCGCGAUGCACUCGAUUCACCACCUAUCACACCGAAACACCGGGUCCAAGUCGGUGGGAAAGCGUUGACUCCCCGCACACCGCGACAUGCCGCGACACCAGCGACAACCACCCAAACAAUCUACUCGCAAGCCAGACAGCUAUUUGCGCGAGGUGCAGCAUCAGGUCGGAUAGUGGGCCGAGACACGGAACGGGAGAAGUUGGUAUCAUUUAUGCAGGAGGGCAUGGAUUCACGUAAAGGUGGCUGUCUGUAUGUCAGCGGCCCCCCGGGCACCGGAAAAAGCGCAAUGGUUCAGCAGGUGUGCCAGGAAACGGACCUGACGUCUCUGAGCAUUGCACACCUCAAUUGCGCCAGUAUGCGAAGCGCUCGUGAUGUCUACAGCAAGCUUAUUGAGGACCUUUGUGACGACAGUGAGGUAUUCAAGAAGAGCGAGGCGGAUAGAUUGAAGGCGAUGUUCACAUCCGGCGAGGAUGACGAUAUGUUUCUGGUUACUUUGGAUGAGAUUGAUCACCUUCUCACGGCGGAUUCCGGCAUCCUUCAGUCCCUAUUCGAGUGGUCGCUCCAGGGAAAAUCGAGGCUUUUGCUUAUCGGAAUCGCCAAUGCCCUGGAUUUGACUGAUCGGGCAUUGCCGCAACUUAAGGCUAAGAACCUGAAACCUCGCCUACUCCCAUUUAUGCCUUACAAUGCAGGCCAGAUUGCCGGUGUCAUAACCAAUCGGCUUCGCUCUUUACUCCCUGAUGGCCACACUGGGGACCCGAAUUUCGUUCCUUUCGUCCAACCAGCAGCCAUCCAGUUGUGUUCGAAGAAGGUGGCAUCGCAAACCGGCGAUCUACGGAAGGCGUUCGAACUGGUCAAACGUGCCAUCGAUAUUAUCGAACAGGAAACACUCCAAAAGCUGGAAAAGCAAAACGCCAACCCCAGCAGUCCUUCCAAGACCAUCCUUGUUGAGAACAACAAUCUUUCAUCGGCCAAAUCUUUCAUAUCUAAGCAAAACCCUACAUCGACUUACACCAUUCUUACGGCGCCGCGAGCCAGCAUCGCGCACGUCGCACGCAUUACUUCCGCGGCUUUUGGACAAGGCACAGUGCAGCGACUGCGAGGUCUCAAUCUCCAGCAGAAGGCAGCAAUUUGUGCAUUGAUUGCCCUUGAUCGGAAACGGCGGGAAGGUGAAAUCCCGGGUACUCCAUCCAAGACCAAGUAUCUCGCGCCGACGAUCAAGCAAGUCUAUGACACAUAUUGUACUUUGUGUCGCCAGGACAAUAUCCUACAUCCCCUCACAUCAACUGAGUUCAAAGACGUCAUCAGCAACCUGGAGACAAUGGGGCUCGUUGGCGAAUACGUGGGCCGAGGCCGGGGUGGCACCGUCGCUGGCGGCUCGGAUUUAAGACGCAGUCCUUCGAAAUCCCAUGGCCCAUUGACGCCCAGCAGAGCCUUGGACGAGCAAAGCCUGGUCUGCUACGUCUCUCAAAGAGAGAUCGAGACCCAGAUCGCCGGACCGGGCGAGGGAAUUCUCAGGAGACUGAUCACGGGCCAAGGGCUGUGAAACUGUUUUUGAUGAAUAUGAUUGCCCCUGUAAAGGCUACGACAAGCAGUCAGUUAUAUACCACUCACUCGUUUGGUGUUGGAUACACAUACACACAAACAUGCAUUUUCUUUAGCGAUACGAUACUACCACAGCAUUGGCAUACAGCGUUACAUGCCUACAUACUACAUACAUAGCCAAGCACCCCCAAGACAGACAUGAAUAAUAAUGAUAUGAUAAAC
Molecule: messenger RNA, 2219 nt
Organism: Aspergillus heteromorphus CBS 117.55
Lineage: Eukaryota; Fungi; Ascomycota; Eurotiomycetes; Eurotiales; Aspergillaceae
Product: AAA family ATPase CDC6
Exons: 3
Coding region: 100-1998 (632 amino acids)
Biological process (GO): mitotic DNA replication checkpoint signaling; DNA replication initiation; cell division
Cellular component (GO): nucleus
Molecular function (GO): ATP hydrolysis activity; ATP binding; DNA replication origin binding
Source: RefSeq, a predicted model, not a curated record